Pelobates cultripes (western spadefoot toad) is the source of this 264-nucleotide messenger RNA. Lineage: Eukaryota; Metazoa; Chordata; Amphibia; Anura; Pelobatidae. The record is from the annotation of a GenBank genome assembly.
AUGGUGACCGCACAGGAGGACUCCGACAUCACAUCAGAAGAGAACAAAGAGGAAGACUUCCUAAUCCACAACACACAAAGGGCACCGAGGGCGACCUCUGCUCUACAGCUGGAGCACCUACCUAUGAGUAAGCAGACUAAUCAAAGCUUGCAGCAAAUGCCUGCAAGGACAACCGAUAUUCGAAACUUACUAAAAGAGAUGAAGGCCCUUUUUGCUGUAGACAUUGCAUUGGUCAGGGAGGACUUAGGGGCGAAGGCGGCCUGA